Messenger RNA from Galendromus occidentalis (western predatory mite), 2817 nucleotides. Its product is annotated as glutamate receptor ionotropic, kainate 2-like. Lineage: Eukaryota; Metazoa; Arthropoda; Arachnida; Mesostigmata; Phytoseiidae. Bases 1 to 2817 code for a protein of 938 amino acids. Gene Ontology annotation, biological process: monoatomic ion transport. Gene Ontology annotation, cellular component: membrane. The transcript is spliced from 13 exons. Gene Ontology annotation, molecular function: signaling receptor activity; ligand-gated monoatomic ion channel activity. The record is from RefSeq and is a predicted model, not a curated record.
AUGUUGUUUCUGGUAGACACGCAAUUGAGCAGAAGCCGACCUCCUUCUACGUCAUCCACGUCGAAAUCGUCGUCGCAUCAUUAUACAAGUAUAUCAACAUUGUCCACUCGGAAUCGGUGGAAUCCGAUGAGAUCCGCUUUCAUCUGGUGUCUACUAUUACUCCUCGUUGGACGUGCGGUGGCUCUUCCCCCAGUCAUCAAUGUCGGGGGACUGUUCGACAACGAAGACGACGAGCAAGACUUCGCGUUCCGUGUCGCCAUCGAACGCGUCAACAAGGACAACGGCAUUCUGCUCAAGUCGCGGCUGAUACCAAAAGUGGAACGAGUCGAAAAGGACGACUGCUUUCGGGCGACGAAGAAGGUUUGCACGCUUCUACGAGAUGGCAUCGCUGGCAUCUUCGGGCCGACCUCGGACGUCACCUCGAUGCAUGUUCAGUCCAUAUGUGACGCACUUGACGUUCCACACGUGGAGAUGCGCUGGGAUUUCCAACUUCAGCGAGAUGAUCUCUCCAUCAAUCUCUUCCCAAAGCCUUCGAUCCUAGCUCAAGCAUACGUCGACCUUAUCAAAACUUGGGACUGGAAGUCUUUUGCCCUCGUCUACGAGGACCAUGAGGGUAUUAUCCGACUCAAGGACUUCAUUAAAGGAGCGCGACGUGAGGGCUGGAAGAUUCAAAUGUACCAGUUUGUCCCCAACCAGCCAUACAGAGAUCUCUUUUGGAAGAUCAAGAAGUCCGACCAGCACAGGGUGGUUCUAGAUGUUCAUAGGAAAAACCUCUACGAAUGCCUUAAACAUGCUCAGCAAGUGGGAAUGCUUACAGAAUCUCACAGCUAUUUAAUAUCAUCUUUGGACCUCCACACGGUGGACCUGGAGGAAUUCAAAUACGGACAGACGAAGAUCACCGGACUGCGGCUGGUCGACGUGGACUCGUCCGAGCUGCAGAACUUCCUCGACGGCUGGAAGAAAAUGUCGCAAGAGUCAGGAAAUAAGAGGGCGCCUCCCGCGCCCCUACCGCAUCUCAUCAAAACCGAGACUGCGCUUAUGUAUGACGCCGUCAAGCUGUUCGCUAUGGGCCUUCAGCAACUCGACCUCACUAAGUCGGUCGACUUUCCUGUGAUAUCCUGCGACGCGGCCGAGUCCUCGUCCGACGGUAGCAGUCUCAUCAAUCUGAUGCGACCGAUAACUCUGCACGGCCUUACCGGUGAUAUUAGUUUCGACUCGCAGGGUUUCCGGUCCACGUUUCAACUCGAUGUUAUGUCUCUAAAAACCGAUGGGCUUCAAAAGGUUGGUUAUUGGAACCCCAAACAACGGGUGGUCGUUGAAGACAACUCAACGUCCGACUAUGAUUCCUUACUCAUCAGAAACAAGACUCUCGUCGUCUCGACUGUGUUGACGGAUCCGUAUAUGAUGCUGAAAGAGUCUGCCCAUUUCCUAACGGGCAACGAGCGCUUCGAAGGUUACUGCGUUGACCUUCUACAAGAGCUGAGCAGAGCGCUUGGAUUCAGUUACGAGAUCCGACUCGCGGCUGAUGGUGCCUACGGCAUUAAGAAUGACAGUGGUUACUGGAACGGAAUGAUAGGCGAGGUGGUAUAUGGCAAGGCUGAUCUAGCCAUCGCCGAUCUGACAAUCACGUCGGCGCGAGAGGCGGCAGUGGACUUCACGAUGCCCUUCAUGAACACCGGCAUUUCGAUCUUGUUCAAGAAACCCACUCAAAAAGCCACCUCCUUGUUCGGUUUUCUGUCUCCGUUUUCCACAGAGGUCUGGACAUACGUAGUGGGCGCAUAUUUGGGCGUGUCAUGCGUGCUGUUUCUGGUUGGCCGCAUGUCGCCCUACGAGUGGGACAAUCCUCAUCCAUGCCGCCAGAACGACCAGGUGCUGGAGAACAGUUUCUCCCUACUGAACUCUAUGUGGUUCACUAUCGGAUCUCUUAUGCAACAGGGAUCUGAUCUUGCCCCGAAAGCCAUGUCCACCCGAACAGUCGCCGGUAUCUGGUACUUCUUCACCCUGAUCAUGAUUUCAUCAUACACCGCCAAUUUGGCCGCUUUUCUCACAGUCGAGAAGACAGUCUAUCCAGUCGAGAGUGCCGACGACCUCGCCAAACAGACUAAAAUCAAGUACGGCUGCGUAAAAUCAGGCAGCACCCGCGCCUUCUUCAAGGAGUCCAAGAUCCCCACAUUUAUGAAAAUGCACAAAUUCAUGGAGGAGCUCAACACAUACGUCGCCACGUCAGCAGAAGGCAAACAGCGAGUUAGCCAAGGCGACUAUGCGUUCCUCAUGGAAUCGGCCUCGAUCGAGUUUCUCGUCGAGAGAAACUGCAAUCUAACUCAAAUCGGAGGCCUGCUCGACAAUAAAGGAUACGGGAUCGUCACCGUCAAGAACUCCCCCUUCAGACAAGUCCUGUCGUCGGGCAUCCUGCAAUUGCAGGAGGCUGGCAAAUUGCACAGCUUCAAAGAGAAGUGGUGGAAGGAGCGAAAAGGAGGCGGCAAAUGCACCGACGAUACCAAAAAAUCAUCGGCAGUGACUGAACUUAGCUUAGCCAACGUAGGAGGCGUCUUCGUAGUCCUUCUUCUCGGUUUGUUACUGGCAGCGUUGGUUGGCAUUGCUGAAUUCUUGUGGAAGGCGAGGUCUCUCUCCAAGGAAGACUCCCAGGUCUCAAUAUGCUCGGAAAUGCUGAAGCAACUGAAGUUCGCGGUUUCGUGUAGGAGCUCUACUAUGCCCGUGCGCAGCAACCGGCAGACCCCGGAGUUAGAUCCGAUGGACGGGAACAACCACACGCAGUACGGCAUUUCCACACUGCCCUCGUUCACGUCUGACUUCUGA